Fragaria vesca subsp. vesca is the source of this 905-nucleotide messenger RNA. Its product is annotated as DAG protein, chloroplastic-like. Gene Ontology annotation, cellular component: chloroplast. Gene Ontology annotation, biological process: chloroplast RNA modification; cytidine to uridine editing. Lineage: Eukaryota; Viridiplantae; Streptophyta; Magnoliopsida; Rosales; Rosaceae. The transcript has 5 exons. The record is from RefSeq and is a predicted model, not a curated record. Bases 19 to 717 code for a protein of 232 amino acids.
CUCACUCUCUCUGAAAAAAUGGCAAUGGCGCCGAGCCUCUCUCUCACACCCAAAACCCUAAUACCAACCACCCCACGGCUCUCCCUCUUCGCCCCUCACAUCCAGCCCUCCAUCUCCUCCCUCGGAUUCACCUCCGCCGCCGCGGCUCGCCGUCUGACACGCUCGGUGGUGCCGUCCAAGCUCAGCGUCCGAGCUGUGAGCGACAGCGAGUACUCGUCGAGGAGGAGCAGCAGUAAUGAGCAGAGGGAGACGAUAAUGUUACCGGGCUGUGACUAUAACCACUGGCUUAUAGUCAUGGAGUUCCCCAAAGACCCUGCCCCUACUAGAGACCAAAUGAUUGAGACCUACCUCAACACCCUCGCUACUGUUCUUGGAAGUAUGGAAGAAGCAAAGAAGAAUAUGUAUGCUUUUAGCACCACCACCUACACUGGAUUCCAAUGUACUGUAUUGGAAGAAACAUCUGAAAAAUUUAAAGGGUUGCCUGGUGUUCUCUGGGUGUUGCCAGAUUCGUAUAUAGAUGUUAAAAAUAAGGAUUAUGGAGGUGAUAAGUAUGUUAAUGGAGAGAUAAUUCCCGGUAACUACCCUGUUUACCAACCGAAGAAACGAAGAGAAUCAAAGUUUGAGAGCAGAAGAUAUGAAAGACGAAGAGAUGGGCCUCCUCCAGAACGAACACGGCCAAAACAAGAAGCAACUCCAUCAGAAUCUGCAUCUGGUUGAGUUGUUUAAUUUGGAAGUCCAAUCCGUGAAACUACUAGUUUAUCCAGUUGUCGAACUCAUCCAGGGGUACUCACAGUUGUGCUUAACUUUUUGGUGGAAGUGUUUUUUUUUUGCCUAGCCUGGAUGACAAUGGUGUCCUAUUGGCUUGUAAUUGAGACUAUUAUCUGUGAAAUAUUGAUCUUAGAUUA